Molecule: messenger RNA, 2930 nt
Organism: Punica granatum (pomegranate)
Lineage: Eukaryota; Viridiplantae; Streptophyta; Magnoliopsida; Myrtales; Lythraceae
Source: RefSeq, a predicted model, not a curated record
UUUAGUCCGUGCUUUUCCUAUGCAGCCCAACCUCCUCUCCGGUCCAUCCUCUCAAUCGGUCUUCCCCUCCGCCGCCGCUCCGGCUGCUCGCUGCUUCCCUUUUCCGCUCUGCUGCCGUCGCUGCUGCUGCUGCUCGCUGCACCCCUCCCCCGCUCCGCCGCUGCUGUUGCUGCUUCCCUGCUCCGCUCCCCAACGAGCCGUGCUCAAGUUCUUUUGCUGCGAGCCCCGAGCCCCGAGCCGAGCCGAGCCGAGCCCGGGCCUUCGUUUAUUUGAACGAGCCGAGCUCGAGCUCGAGCUCGGCCUCGGCUGUUUAGGCUAGACCGAGCUCACGAGUUGAUAAACGAGCCGAGCUUGAGCCCGCUAUAUUGGGGCUCGGCUUGGCUCCUCUACCCCGCUCGUUCAACCCCUCCAUCUCAUAAGCAGAAGCCUUUGGGGUUUCGUCUCAUUCCAAAACCCACGUCGGGGCUGCGGAUUGCGACGACGUCUGGUUGAGGAUUAUGGCCGCCAGGUGCCGCCGUCUCCGUGUGAUUUCAAGGUUCCUGCCUCGGGUUCUCUCAGGGGAUGGUUAUGUCUUCGCCUCCUCUAUAGUUCUUUCACCUCGUACAGUGAAUUUAACCGACAGAGAAAUUGGUGGGAGCCAAUGUCUCAUCCACAGGUACUCUACAGCAUCACAGGUUAUUAAUCACUCAGUGCACGAAGUUGAUUUGGCUUCAUUCAUGAAAUCCACUUUAGAAGACCUUGAGGGCCCAAACUACUGUUGGUUAAAUAAAGUUGAAGGACAUGAAAAUUUUGUAAAGAAAGAUAAGCCAUCCUUAAUCCUAGUUGGAUUAUUGUUUGAGAAUGCUUCACCUGCAGGCUAUAACAGUGUCAUAAUUCAAAAGUUAAAAUCGAUUCAACAAAGGUUUCCACACCUUUAUGUUAUGGGUCUUAAACUUGGCAAUGUUGCUGUACAUCAAAAUGAUCUAGUUCAAUCGAUACUAGAGGAGUAUAUUACCUUUCCCAUCUUAGUGGUUCACAAGAACUUCUCUGAGAUACCAAAAGGGUCAAGCUACAUUUUACUAGAAGACUCUACACACCCUGUAUUUUAUCUUGAGGAGAAUCUUGAUCUUGAAAUUAUUGAUAAAGCUACUAAGAAACUAAAUAAUCAAUGUGAUAAGGAAUCUAAGCUGUUCGAUAGUUCGACGUGGAUUCUGAAGCAGAAUAAUGUGAAGGAACCAUACCUAUGUUCUGCGAUGCAAAACAUUCUUCUCUUCUCUCCAGGUUGCAUCUCAGCUGAUGAGAGUGGUGAUCGGUUAUUCGUUUCUGACAGCAAUCAUCAUCGGAUAAUUGUGGCUGAUAGAACUGGCAAGAUUCUAGAUUGUAUAGGCUCUUCCCCAGGUUUUGAAGAUGGAGAUUUUGAGUCUGCCAAAUUGUUUCGUCCUGGUUCUACCCUCUAUGAUGAUGCUGAGGAUUGCCUGUAUAUUGUGGAUUCAGAGAACCAUGCCAUUCGGAGGGCUGAUAUGAGCAGGCGGAUUAUUGAGACAGUCUACCCUGAGGGCCCCAGCAAUCGUAAAUCGAACACAUUUUGGACAUGGAUUAAGAGUAAAUUAGGUCUGCACAAGGAAGUCGUUGUGGACUCUGAGACUUCUGAUACAGAAGUACUUACAUUUCCUUGGCAUUUGUUGCAAGCAUCAGAUAGUCAAGUAUAUAUUAUUAGCCGCAGAUUUGAGACAUUGUGGAUUCUUGAUUCGUCUUCAUGGGAGUUGAAAGAAACUAUUACAGGGUUUCAGCAAGUUGUUGCGGUUUGUCAAGAGUUGAUUGUAGAAAAAAUGUCCCUUUUGAAGCAGCUGCCUCGUGAUCAAUUACAUCAACGAACUUCCGCCAGUUUUUCACUGGAAGAUCAGCGACACCUGAGUCUUGUGUCAUCGGUGGCUACAUUAGGAGAUUACAUAAUAGCCUGUGAUCCGGUGGGUUGCAAGGUUUCAAGACUUUGUCGGGAAUCUGGAGCAAUUUUGGAUAUAGAGUUCUCAAACUUUGGGAUUCUUGGGUUGCCUUAUUGGAUGAGCUUCCCUCUCGAGAGAGUCUAUCCUAUUGUUAACCAGAUUCACAGCGCUCACAUUGAUCAUAAUCAACAUUUUAGUCUGUUGCCAGGUCGUGUCGAGAUAAAAUUGAAUGUUGGCUUGCCUGCUGAUACUGAGCUGGUAGAGCCAUUGAAAGAUAGCAGUAUAUGGCGCCAGGCAAGGGGGGCUGCUACGGAAGUCUUGGGAUCCCAGGGUGUCGUCGGGUCCUCAGAAAAGGUAGGUGUGGCCCAGCAGUGGUAUGAUGAGUUAGACAACCUUGCCUUUACGACAACCGAGAUGGAGUCAGAUGUUCAACAUGAUAAUAAUGCAAUAAAUACUCAAGAUGAUAAAGUGCACAUCGACUGUGUUGUACAUACAAGUCCUGGGACGAGCGAGGUUAUCAUCUAUGCGGCUCUGUAUUUGAAGCUGAAAGCAAACCCCAGCCCUGAAGAAGGCAAUUGGGAGAAACAAGUCGCUCGAUUAGCUGAACUUCUGGUUCCUUCGAAAAGGGGGAAGAUUAGAAGUUCUUGCCGCCAGAUCUUGUUGAGCUUGAGAUCCGAUUUACAGAACCUCAUCUUUGUCAAGCCAGUGCAAGUCAGAAUACGAAUAAAUUCCAAAGACCAUCCUAAGGCUGAUAACUCGAAGGAUAUUAUUUUAAGUGAAUCCUCGAUCCAAGUCGAUGUUUCGUUAUGAGCUUAGGUUUGGGGACUCAUAUAGGUUAUUUUUUUGCAUCAAUUGUUCAAAAUUCUUUUCGGACUUCGUGUAAUUGGAUGUUGUAGUGAUAUGUACUGUUAUUUGGUAUUUCUAGGUAAAUUUGAAUUGUACAUGAACAUAGAACGUGCAUAUUGGAUUGAGGAUCGAUACAUAUGCGGUUGAAUCUUGUUUCGGUCA